AUGGUAGCGGCAGCUGCAGUGGUCACCAGCACGGGAUCAUCAUCGGCGACGACUGCGAACGCGCCCACCGCGGCGGCCUACCUCGACGAUGACAUGCACAACUCGUUCUUCUCCCUCGGCGCGAUCCCGUGGCAUACGAUCGAUCUGGUCAGUUGCUCUUCUUUCACCCUCGCUCCGUAGCCUCUGCUCUUGUUCCUGGCGGCUGUCAGUCAUGAGGACCCAGCACUCGAUCGCAGCUGGUGCUCUUCGCAGCGAUGGGCCGCGCCGCGCCGCGCCGCGCUUCGCAGCCGGGCGAGUCGCUCCCAGCAGCGGGUCAACUCGAGGACCUUCGUCGAGAUGAGCGCAACCCAACGCUACGGCACCGAGGGGUGUGCGUCUUGGCAUAGCCGUGGGGUCCCUUCCACGGCUACAAUCGUCACACCGGACAAGACUCGCUCCGUGAACUCUGAUCGCUGA
Messenger RNA from Microbotryum saponariae, 456 nucleotides. NCBI's taxonomy places the organism in Eukaryota, Fungi, Basidiomycota, Microbotryomycetes, Microbotryales, Microbotryaceae. The record is from the annotation of a GenBank genome assembly.